GUUUCGGUUAAGGUUUUUUAACCGGUGUUUCAAAGCUUUUGGUUUCGGUUCCAGUUCCGGUGUCGGUGCACACGAAUUGCGUACCAAGUCAGGUAAACGAACCCUUUUGAACGAAUUGCGUCCCAGAUGCAAUUCAUAUUGUGGUAGAUUAUAUGUCAUAAACCAAGUAUUGAUUAACAAUGGUAAAGAAGCACCUCUUGGAACGGCACCUUGGAAUGUUGGAAUAUAUAAAUUAAAUAAAACAAAUUCCAAUCAUAACUUGAUUUGUGGAGGAUCAAUUAUUGCUCCAAAUUUAGUCGUUUCUGCGGCCCAUUGUUUUUGGCGAAAAGGUAUGUUUUCUAAGAAAAUAUCAAUAAACGACGGUCUUUACAAAAUUGCUGUAGGAAAAUAUUCUAGAAAUUUUUCAGUAAUUGACAGUGAUUUUACUCAAAUAAUUAAUGUGGAAACUGUGAACCUGAAGGAAGAUUACUAUGGACCUGCUGGGUUUCAUGCUGAAGAUAUAGCUAUUAUUGUGUUACAAAACAGAGUUUCAUUUAGUAAUGGUGUUGCACCUGUUUGUAUCGAUUGGGAUGGUAAAUACAAUGUUAGCAAUGGAGAUCUAGGAAAGAUGGUUGGUUGGGGAAAAACUGAAAAAGGCAUUUCAAGUCCUAUUUUAUUAGAAGCAUCUUUACCAUACAUCGACCAUGAUUCUUGCCGGAAUAUGUAUACAGACGGAUUUGAAUCAUUUGUGACUGUUGAUAAAUUUUGUGCCGGUUCUGCAUUGGUUUCAGGACAAGGAGUGAAUAGGGGAGAUAGCGGUGCAGGCUUAUGUUAUUUACACUCUAAUUCUUAUUAUUUAACCGGAGUAGUGAGUAUAAAGGAUCCAAAAACAAAAAACUCAAUUGCUGUUUUUACAGAAGUUAAAUAUCAUAUCCAAUGGAUUCGUGAACUGUAUAACAAAUAUAACUAAGUCCAAUAAGAUUAGGUACGGUAGUGUUAUUAAAGUAAUUUAUUCCAAUUGUAAUUGAAAUCAAUAUUUUAUAAAAUAAAACAAUACGUUUUUAA
This is a messenger RNA of Acyrthosiphon pisum (pea aphid), 1044 nucleotides long. Its product is annotated as mannan-binding lectin serine protease 2. Lineage: Eukaryota; Metazoa; Arthropoda; Insecta; Hemiptera; Aphididae. The record is from RefSeq and is a predicted model, not a curated record. Gene Ontology annotation, molecular function: serine-type endopeptidase activity. Gene Ontology annotation, biological process: proteolysis. The transcript has 6 exons. Bases 332 to 949 code for a protein of 205 amino acids.